Molecule: messenger RNA, 822 nt
Organism: Phycodurus eques (leafy seadragon)
Lineage: Eukaryota; Metazoa; Chordata; Actinopteri; Syngnathiformes; Syngnathidae
Gene: colec11
Product: collectin sub-family member 11
Exons: 6
Coding region: 1-822 (273 amino acids)
Source: RefSeq, a predicted model, not a curated record
AUGAUGAAAGGACAGAAGCACAUACAAUCGUUCCUCGUCAUGUAUGUAGUGACUUUAUUGACAUUACAUACAUCAAAAGGACAACGCAUGACAGAGGAGACCUGCACUGUUCAGCUUCUUGUCCCUGGCCUCAAAGGAGAACCGGGGGAGAAAGCACCAAAGGGAGCCCCAGGGAGACCAGGCAGAGUGGGCCCACCGGGGAAAAUUGGUCAACCUGGGCUAAAAGGACAAAAAGGCAUUAUGGGACAUCAUGGAAAAGUGGGACCAAGUGGAAUGAAAGGCAUAAAGGGAGACAUGGGGGAUCCAGGACCAAGAGGCCCAGAUGGAGAGCCAGGUAUCCCUUGUGAGUGCACACCAAUAAGAAAGAUGAUUGGCGAAAUGGACAUCAUUGUGGCUCAGCUAUCUUCUGAACUGAAGUUCAUCAAGAAUGCUGUCGCUGGCAUAAAAGAGACAGACAGUAAGGUGUAUCUGCUGGUGAAGGAGGAGAAACGCUACUCCGAUGCCGAGCGCUACUGCCAAGUGAGGGGAGGGCACCUGGCCAUGCCCAAGGAUGAGGGUGCCAACACGGCCUUGGCGGGCUACAUUAAGGCUGCGGGUCUAAGCAGAGUCUACAUUGGCAUUCACGAUCUGGACGUGGAAGGAGUGUUCACCUACGUGGACCGCUCUCCUAUGUCCACCUUCAGCAAAUGGAGAAAAGGGGAGCCCAAUAAUGCUUACGACGAUGAGGACUGUGCUGAGAUGGUGGCCUCUGGAGAGUGGACCGAUGUUGCGUGCCAUCCAACAAUGUAUUUUGUAUGUGAAUUUGACAAGGACACUGUCUGA